UACCUUCCUCGUCCCGUCCACCAUGUGGCCCUUCUUCAGCCAAACUCUCUUCCCACCCCCAACCGAGGCCUGGCUCCAGAGAGCUUCCUCGGACCCUGAGGCCCAGGGCUGGGGGGCCUGGAGCAGGACUGAGAAGAGCCCUCUGGGGCCAGGGGGUGGGGAUGAGGAGGAGGAGGAAACAGGAGAAGCCAAAGACGACGAUGAGGAGGCAGGCUUCCUGCUGUCUCUCUUGGGGAGGGAGGACCUGGCCAAGUGCCCGGUACCUGACCAGGAGCUGGAGGCCGUGAAACUGAAGCUGUGGGCCUUGGAGCGGGCCCAGGGACCGGAGCCGCCCGGGGCGCAGGCCCAGACGGGGAAAGAGGAGGGCGCCGGGGCGGUGCUGGCCGGGCAGCUGCUGAGCCCCGAGACAGGCUGCCCCAGCCCCGGGACCCCCACAGAGAAGGUGCAGGCGGACCACAGAUCCAUCUACGUGGGCAACGUGGACUACGGGGGCACGGCUGAGGAGCUGGAGGCCUACUUCAACCACUGCGGGGAGAUCCAUCGGGUCACCAUCCUGUGUGACAAGUUCUCUGGACACCCCAAGGGGUGCUGCCCAAAAGGACCAAUUUACCAGGCAUCAGCUCCACCGACCGCGGGGGCCUGCGGAGACACCCAUGCGCCAGCGGGGAGCCCUUCCCACGCAGCAGCCUCCAGGGCGGGGCCCGCUUCAGACCACGGGGGCGGAGCCGGGCGCGUGGAAGAUGCUCACCGUGGUAUUCACCGUAUUGAAGGGAUGCCCAGAUUUUGAGAGUGGGGCUGGGUCAGGAGUAAAUAGCUGUUUCCAUGUGGGACCAUUUACUCCAGAGGACCGGGCCUGCAGUGCUGUGGGGUCGUAGGGCAGGCUGGCAGGGCACGGGGGAAAGCUGCAGCCGCGUCCUGAAGAACCAGCCCUGCCCCCUCCACUCAGGUGGGAGGAUGGCCCACUAGGGAG
This is a messenger RNA of Diceros bicornis minor, 970 nucleotides long. It is a transcript of the gene PABPN1L, whose product is annotated as PABPN1 like, cytoplasmic. Gene Ontology annotation, molecular function: RNA binding. The record is from RefSeq and is a predicted model, not a curated record. NCBI's taxonomy places the organism in Eukaryota, Metazoa, Chordata, Mammalia, Perissodactyla, Rhinocerotidae. The transcript is spliced from 6 exons. The coding region runs from base 23 to 787 and encodes 254 amino acids.